AUGGCUAAACUCCUACACUUCUUUGGUACAAUCUUCAUUCUCAUAUCUUUCGUAGUUUUUCCAAUUAUCGGAAAAAAAGAAGAAUAUGCGUUCGAAAAAUCUAUAAAUAGAGAGUCCGUGAGUCUAAAAAGGGAAAAACUUAGCCAUUUCAAAUUUUAUUUUCAUGAUAUCCUUAGUGGCACGAAACCAACAUCAAUUAUGAUUGUACCACCACCAAAAAACACCGCAAAAACGGGUUUUGGCAUAGUCAACAUGAUAGAUAAUGCUCUAACCCUAGAACCAAAAUUGAGUUCCAAGAUUAUUGGAAGGGCACAAGGGUUUUAUGGCUCGUCUUCAUUAAGUGAAUUGAGUUUAUUAAUGAUCAUGAAUUUUAAUUUUAUUGAAGGGAAAUAUAAUGGUAGCUCGUUAGCGGUGCUCGGUCGGAAUUCGAUAGUCGAGACGGUCCGCGAGAUGCCGGUGAUCGGCGGUAGUGGGCUUUUCCGAUUCGCUAGAGGGUAUGUUCAAGCAAAGACUAUCUCAUUGAAUGUGAAAACUAAGGAUGCUAUUGUUCAAUAUGAUGUUUAUGUGUUACACUAUUAAUAUUCAACUAAUCGUUCU
Messenger RNA from Solanum verrucosum, 597 nucleotides. RefSeq names its product dirigent protein 19-like. NCBI's taxonomy places the organism in Eukaryota, Viridiplantae, Streptophyta, Magnoliopsida, Solanales, Solanaceae. The record is from RefSeq and is a predicted model, not a curated record. The transcript has a single exon. Bases 1 to 579 code for a protein of 192 amino acids.